This is a messenger RNA of Pelagomonas calceolata, 1534 nucleotides long. Lineage: Eukaryota; Pelagophyceae; Pelagomonadales; Pelagomonadaceae. The record is from the annotation of a GenBank genome assembly.
UACGGGGGACCCUGCGACGUAACUAGCCUGAGCCUGAGCCCCAGGCAAAACUUAAGCUUAAGCACAAAAAAAGUUGACCCGCGGUGGGCUGCCCGAACCCACUCACGUCGCAGUGGUGCAUGAGCUGCAAGAAUGGGUGCCUUCCAGUCGGUUCCGGACGACGUGCUCACCGUCAAGCUGGCCCCCUACUUGAUUGGGGGGCCGAUAGUCUCACUAGAACCGGAGCAGUUGCUUGUCGUGCGCGAAACCUGCAAGAGCGGACGCGACCUGGUGCAACUCGCAUUUAACAAUACCGCUUUGCACAUGCCCGUGAAUUUUAAGCCACCGCCGACACCUGAUGGUUUGUAUCCCCCAGAGCCGCUGGAGAUGCGAGCGUCGGCUCAAGUCGUGGAGGCCAUGGGCCGCGUUUUCGGCCUCGCCUGCACGGCCCUUUAUACCUGCGGUCGCUCACCGGAGAGAAUCGCAGCGCUCGAAGUGUUCGUGUCCAGAGCGAGCCGUUUGAGUGUGCUCGUCCUGUACGACGCAGCGGUGUCGGAGGAAGUGCUCGUGCGGAUGUGCCGCGAGUCGCCAACGCUAGAAAUCCUCCGCGGCCCAAGAUACAUGGAGACGUCAGAUGAGACCAUCCGAGCCAUCAGUAUAGCUUGUCCCCAUCUACAAAAUGUCAGCUUCUCGCGCUUGGGGAGGGAUUCGGGUGACUUGAGCCCAGUCGAAAGUUACGCCCGCCUCUUUCCUCAGCUCAGAGAUUUCGAACUUCACGGAGGCGAGUGGAUCAGUUAUACGCCGACACACGUCGAGGCCAUACGCGAGUGCGCGCUCAACUCGAAAGCAAUCGAUCUAGAGCUAGAGGGGUGCCACAUCACCGCCGACGUCAUCCGGGCCAUCGUCGGCACGCCCCUCGGCGAUCGUAUCCACUCGUUAGGUUUUAUCGAGCCUGAUGAUGAUAAUACAUAUCCUAGGGGCACAAUCAUUGAGCCGGAUGCUUUUCUCGCGGCGGCGCACGGUUUCCCGAAGUUGAGGAAUUUGUGCGUACCGAUGGGGUCAUCGACGGCGGGACCUGGAUUCUAUGUUGACCUAUCGAGGGCGACUAGUCGCAUCAUCAACCUCGAAAUUUGCGCCGUCGACACGACUGACGCCUGUGUCGCCGCUGCGUGUGCCCAUCUGCGCUUGGUGCGGCUCACGCUUACUGGACUUGAUGACUUAACCUCAAGCAUCGUCGAGGGAAUCAGUGCUGGCAGGAGCGCGAGGACGCUGAAAGGCCUCUGUAUCCGAGACUCUGCCAUUGAAACGGAUAGUCCCCUGCGCGCCGCUGAUAUGCUACGCUUGCUGCAAGGCUGCCCGAAUCUUUACGAUCUCACCUGGUAUAUCGGCGAGGCGCAUCAGGCGCGCGCCGAGCUAGACGACGCGCCGUGCGAAGCCAUCAUGGAGCUCAUGGAGAGCCGCGGUGGUGAUGUUUUGUGCUACGCGGGCGGGAGAGAAUACCCCGAAUUUGAGCCGCCGGAGCCGGGCUGUAUUUUCGAUUAAGUAUGCGAGUUGU